AUAAGUUUUUAAUUCUAUGAAUAAUAAAUAAUUCAUAAAAACAAGUAAUAUCUAUUUUCAAUUAAAGAGUCAAAUAAUUUGAUCCAAUAAGAUUAAAUCUUUAUUGCACAUAAAAAGUAUUUACAAUGGCAGCAACAAUGCCUAUUAAUCCAAAGCCAUUUUUAAAUGGAUUAACUGGAAAACCAGUAAUGGUGAAAUUAAAAUGGGGUCAUGAAUAUAAGGGUUAUUUAGUGUCAGUUGAUGGAUAUAUGAAUGUGCAAUUGGCAAAUGCAGAAGAACAUAUAGAUGGUAACUGUACUGGCAGUCUUGGGGAGGUUCUAAUAAGAUGUAAUAAUGUAAUGUAUAUACGUGGUGUUGAUGAAGAAGAUGAAGAAGGUGAAAUGAAAGAUUAACCCAUAUUAUAAUUUUUUAAUUAAUAAAUAAUUAA
Molecule: messenger RNA, 427 nt
Organism: Ceratosolen solmsi marchali
Lineage: Eukaryota; Metazoa; Arthropoda; Insecta; Hymenoptera; Agaonidae
Gene: SmF
Product: small ribonucleoprotein particle protein SmF
Exons: 2
Coding region: 126-392 (88 amino acids)
Biological process (GO): spliceosomal snRNP assembly; mRNA splicing, via spliceosome
Cellular component (GO): pICln-Sm protein complex; catalytic step 2 spliceosome; U1 snRNP
Molecular function (GO): RNA binding
Source: RefSeq, a predicted model, not a curated record